UGCCCCGAUCACAGCAGGCAGAGCACAGACAGUGAGGAGAGUGUCAGAGCAGCACAGUGUCCAAACAUGCCAGCAUACUCCACCAACAUCAGGCUGAAGUUCCCCAUUUUGGCCUUGAUCCUGGAGCUUGUCACCAUUCUCCUGUACGCGCUUUUCGUGGUGUAUGAUGAUGGCAAAACAAGUCACCAUGAAGGUGGCCAUGACAAAGACAACAGCACUGACCAUCAUGAGGAAAACCCUGUGGCGCUCUACCCCAUGUUUCAGGAUGUCCAUGUGAUGAUUUUCAUUGGCUUCGGUUUUCUCAUGACCUUCCUGAAAAGAUACGGGUUCAGCAGUGUGGGCAUCAACCUGCUGCUGGCUGCCUUCGGCCUGCAGUGGGGUUUAUUGCUGCAGAACAUCUGGCACCUGGAUGAUGGAAAGAUCAAGCUUUCCAUUGAAAAAAUGAUCAAUGCAGACUUCAGCACAGCCACGGUGCUGAUCUCGUUUGGUGCUGUGUUAGGGAAGACCAGUCCAGUGCAGCUGCUCAUCAUGACCCUGCUGGAGAUCACCACCUUCUGCCUCAAUGAGCACCUGGCUGUCGGUGUGCUGGGGGCCUCAGAUGUUGGAGCCUCUAUGACCAUCCAUGCGUUCGGAGCGUACUUUGGGCUCGCUGUGGCUCGCGUUCUUUAUCGCCCUGGCCUCCGGAACGGCCACGACAACGAAGGCUCUGUCUACCACUCCGACCUGUUUGCAAUGAUCGGUACUGUGUACCUGUGGAUGUUUUGGCCCAGCUUUAACUCCGCUAUUGCUGAGCCUGGAACUCCACAGCUCAUGGCUAUCACCAACACCUACUUCUCUCUGGCUGCGUGUGCACUGGCGGCCUAUGCAAUGUCUAGCCUGGUGGAACAUAAAGGAAAACUGGACAUGGUACAUAUUCAGAACGCUACGCUGGCCGGUGGAGUUGCUGUUGGCACGUGCGCUGAUAUGAACAUCGGCCCUUUCGGUGCCAUGGUGAUCGGAGUCACCGCUGGAGUCAUCUCCACUCUCGGCUUCAAAUUCCUCUCCCCAAUUCUUGCAUCCAACCUGGGCAUCCAGGACACCUGCGGAGUUCAUAACCUGCACGGCAUGCCUGGCAUUCUGGGUGGUUUGGCUGGCAUUUUGGCUGCACUGCUGGGGAGGAAAGAACACGUGACUCCUGGUAUUCAGGCUGCAGCUUUGGCUUCAUCUCUUGGUUUUGCCCUGGUUGGGGGAGCAAUCACAGGCCUCAUAAUGAAGCUUCCAUUCUGGGGCCAGCCAGCGGACCAGAACUGCUUUGACGACUCCAUCUACUGGGAGGUUCCGGAGGAUGAAGAGGAGGCUGGGGAGAGUCUGACUCAGGCUGAUCAUUCGAAGAAUAAAGCAGAGGCCUAAAGCUCUUUACAGCUUACUCACACCAACAAAACCAAAGCAGAUAAGCGACUCAGGGUACUCAACCAUGCGAGCAUCACUUCAGGAGCAGCUCCAGCCAUUCACACCCACCCCACUAUUUCACUGAUAAACGCCUUUUCUAUUGUCCACCCUGUAUAGUUUGUGGAUGCUUUUGAUUAUUUUUCAGCUGGAAAUGUAAAAAACAACAAAAAGUAGCAUGUAGCUGGCUAAACCCAUCUAGCUAACAGCUCAACCAAACAAGCCAACAAGCUAAAACUUACUAGCUUAAGCCAACCAACUGAACUUAGCUAACUACUAGCUAAACCAUGUAACUAGUUAAGUCCAACAAGUUAAAACUUACUAGCUUAAGCCAACUGACUAAACAUGGAUAACUACUAGCUAAACCAUGUAACUACCUAAGUCCAACAAGCUAAAACGUUCUAGCUUAAGCCAACCAACUAAACUUGGCUAACUACUAGCUAAACCAUGUAACUAGUUAAGUCCAACAAGUUAAAACUUACUAGCUUAAGCCAACCAACUAAACUUGGCUAAAUACUAGUUAAACCAUGUAACUAGUUAAGUCCAACAAGCUAAAACUUACUAGCUUAAGCCAACCAACUGAACUUAGCUAACUACUAGCUAAACCAUGUAACUAGCUAAGUCCAACAAGUUAAAACUUACUAGCUUAAGCCAACUGACUAAACAUGGAUAACUACUAGCUAAACCAUGUAACUAGUUAAGUCCAACAAGCUAAAACGUUCUAGCUUAAGCCAACCAACUAAACUUGGCUAAAUACUAGCUAAACCAUGUAACUAGUUAAGUCCAACAAGUUAAAACUUACUAGCUUAAACCAACUGACUAAACUUGGAUAACUACUAGCUAAACCAUGUAACUACCUAAGUCCAACAAGCUAAAACGUUCUAGCUUAAGCCAACCAACUAAACUUGGCUAAAUACUAGUUAAACCAUGUAACUAGUUAAGUCCAACAAGUUAAAACUCACUAGCUUAAGCCAACCGACUAAACUUAGCUAACUACUAGCUAAGCUCAACCAGCUCUCUUCUUAGAAAUAAUCCUGUUGAAAAACGCUGGGCUGUUUUUAAAUGCUUUCAUUUGGUCUUUGAUAGUAAAAGUGGCCGGCCAGCUGGUCAGUCUGGAAUUAAGCUUAUUCCACAUUACAGAUGAGGAUGAUCCAAAUCUAAAAUCCACAAAAUCUGUAGAACAAAAAUCAACAUUACCUCUGUAUAAGAAAACGUAAAUUAGUUAGUGCCACUAAAAUUGUCCACUCUGGGUCGAGUCUGACAGACCUAUAGCUGUCUCAGACCGGUUGAACUGUUUGUUUUAGAAAUGUGGCUUCCAAUUAUUCAAAUGAAUCAAUCAGUGCAAUUCAUUAGUGGAUAACUGUAGGCUAUGACAGUUGGUCGUUAAUUCUUGCUGAGGUUCUGAGCCGUAGCCUGAGGAUUUGGGUGGCGCUUUGCAGUUUCUACUCCAGCUUUGCACUAUAUUGUGAGAUGGAGAAAUAAAAAAAAAUUCCUCACUUUUAGUGCUGAUAGUACAAUUACUUAUAAUCAUUACUGACCACAAUAUUCGAAUAUGCAAUGUAUUACAUUAAAAUAUAUUCUAAAUAGCUCUCACAAUUUUAUUUCCAUAUUGAUAUUUUCAAACAAUCUCCCUACUAAUCCACAUUGCAGUCUGGUUCACGUAUUGCUGGCCAAGAAAUUGGUUCCUUAAGGCCAACUGCAAGUUUUAAUCUUCUUUUAUUCUUCCUUUCCUUAAGCUCUUGAUGUAUAGUUAAAAUGAAAGUUUGGUAGAGAAAAACAAAUAUAUAGUUUCUCCUUAACUUAUGUAGUUGAUUAGCUAAGACAUGACUGGAAUCUAAAGUUAGAUGUUUUAGCUUUGCACUGGAACUACGAGGCUAAUGCAGCUAACAAAGUAACGGAGGCUUAUUCAUUUGUUAUCACUGUGUGUGCCUUCAAAAUAAUCACAGAUUGCCUCUGACUAUGUUGAGGUUUUUAGUAAACACAAAGUCUAUUAGAGAUUAAUCAACAACUCAACACGAGUUGAAGCACUCCAUACAGUGGAUAAACAUGAUAUGCAAUGCGCAUGACAUUAUUUUUCCAAAGGUAUGUGAAAAAAUAUGUGCUAAAUUAAAAAACAAACCCUCUAUUACACUGUUUUUACAUUGCUUGAUUUCUUUAAUGAAAAAGAGUACAUGAGCAUUUGCAUGUAAAAAACGAAAUGCUGCACUGGUGUCAGAAUUAGAUUUCAACACACCUUGAAUGUAAUGCAGUCACUGCUAUUGCUUUCCACCUUGCAGUACUUUUAAAUCAGUGUAAUGGAUCCUUCUGCAUGUUACUGUUUAAAUGCAAUCUCAUGCAUGCAGUGCAUUUCACUGUUUUGGUUACAUUUCAAUAAGGCAAAUACAUUUGAAAUCCAAAAAAGAGGUUAAGUGACAUGACAACAGUGUAAUAGAGGUUUCACUAAUUCUGCAUGUGACGUGGAAAUGUAAUGUCAUUGGUGGAUUGUAUUUCACUGCUUUCGCUGUUUUGAUUGCAUUUCAAUGUGGAGAAGCUGCACAGUGGAAAGCAAUUUAGCUUUGUGGAUUGUAUUUGUUUCUAGGGCAAAUUCAGCAUUUAAUUUUUUUUUUAUUCAAAAUGCAUAAAAACAGAGGGUUUGCUCUUCAUUUUUGAAGACCAUCACAGUUGUCUAGACAUCACAGUUAAUGCGUUUAACACUUUAUCUUUGUGCCUCAGCCUCAUUUCUCCAUAAUAAAAGUCCUCUUACUUUCAACCGUAUUAAACCUGAGAGGUUUUUUAUAGGAGUUUACUUUUGUUUAAUGUAAACAAUAGCAUCAUGCCUAUAGGUUAUAAAUUAGCUACUACAUACUUGUGUACAUCUUGGCUCGUUAGCUACGUUAGCCUUUAGCUCCAGUGCUAAAACUAAGGCAAACUUCAGACACCCAAAUGUCUUGGCUGAUCGGCUAAAUUUGGUAUGAGGGGGAAAACUGUGCAUUUUUUUAAAUAUUAUUUUAAACUCUGUGGACACAGUCAGUCCCUCUGUUUCCUGCUGCUGUUCAGAUUUUAAAAGGAAAAUGAUGAACAGCACAGUCCAGUGAGAAAGAGAGGAACGACUGACUUCAGUAUGAAGUGUGUAUUUGAAUGAAUGUAUGUGUGUAUGUUUGAGUGUUUUUAUAUCACAUGCCACCAGCGUAGUUAGGACGAUGUAGACCGCUUAGCAGAACCAUGAGUAUUACAAGAAUGAUAAAAAUGUAUUGAAUAUAUAUAUACUGUCAUAAAUAAAUAUGUUUUUAUACAAUA
Molecule: messenger RNA, 4701 nt
Organism: Pygocentrus nattereri (red-bellied piranha)
Lineage: Eukaryota; Metazoa; Chordata; Actinopteri; Characiformes; Serrasalmidae
Gene: rhag
Product: Rh associated glycoprotein
Exons: 10
Coding region: 67-1389 (440 amino acids)
Biological process (GO): ammonium transmembrane transport; ammonium homeostasis
Cellular component (GO): plasma membrane
Molecular function (GO): ammonium channel activity
Source: RefSeq, a predicted model, not a curated record